AUGUCUACAACCACUGGGGCUUUCAUCGCCGGAGGCAUCGCAGCCUGUGGGGCAGUCACCGUUACUCACAGUUUCGAGACCGUGAAGAUCCGGCUACAACUCCAGGGAGAGCUACAAUCCGAUGCUGUGAAGAAAUACAAGGGUGUUUUUCAUGGCAUCAAGGUAAUUCUGCAGAACGAGGGCCCGAAAGGCUUGUUCCGGGGUAUUGGUUCAGCUUAUGUUUAUCAAGUUCUCCUGAACGGUUGCCGCCUGGGCUUCUAUGAACCUGUUCGCACCGGCCUUACGAAAACCCUUUACGGCGAUCCCAACGUCCAGUCUCUCGGCGUCAAUGUCUUCAGUGGAGCCAGCUCCGGAAUUAUGGGCGCGGCAGCUGGCUCACCCUUCUUCUUGGUGAAGACUCGACUGCAGUCGUUCUCUCCUUUCCUCCCCGUUGGUACCCAGCAUAAAUACAAAAACGCAUACGAUGGACUGCGACAAAUCCACCGGAAUGAGGGCCUCAAGGGUCUAUACCGCGGCGUUGGCGCAGCCAUGGUGCGGACAGGCUUUGGAAGCUCCGUCCAGCUUCCCACGUAUUUCUUUGCUAAAAGGCGGCUCACAAAACAUUUUGGAAUGCAGGAAGGCCCUGCUCUUCACCUGGCUAGCAGCACUGCAUCUGGAUUCGUUGUAUGCUGUGUGAUGCACCCACCUGACACAAUCAUGUCUCGCAUGUACAACCAGACAGGUAACCUCUACAAAGGCGUUUGGGAUUGUUUUUACAAGACGAUCUCUACGGAGGGUGUCUUAGCCAUCUACAAGGGCUACUUUGCGCAUCUUGCGCGUAUUCUACCUCACACCAUCUUGACUCUCAGUCUUGCCGAACAAACCAUCAAACUGAUUCGCAAGGUCGAGGACCAGGUUCUGUCGGAUUCUCUACGAGAGAAGCUAUGA
Talaromyces rugulosus is the source of this 927-nucleotide messenger RNA. RefSeq lists its product as uncharacterized. The record is from RefSeq and is a predicted model, not a curated record. The coding region runs from base 1 to 927 and encodes 308 amino acids. Gene Ontology annotation, biological process: mitochondrial transport. Lineage: Eukaryota; Fungi; Ascomycota; Eurotiomycetes; Eurotiales; Trichocomaceae. The transcript is spliced from 6 exons. Gene Ontology annotation, cellular component: mitochondrial membrane.